Messenger RNA from Cyphomyrmex costatus, 771 nucleotides. RefSeq names its product short-chain fatty acids transporter-like. Gene Ontology annotation, cellular component: plasma membrane. The record is from RefSeq and is a predicted model, not a curated record. The transcript has a single exon. The coding region runs from base 1 to 771 and encodes 256 amino acids. Lineage: Eukaryota; Metazoa; Arthropoda; Insecta; Hymenoptera; Formicidae.
AUGCGGCCCAAGAGGAAUGACGAGAUUAUCGAGAUCUCUGACGAGGCCAUGGCCGAGUCCAUGGCCGACACGACCGCUGCCCCUGUCGAUGCCGCACGGGGCGGGGGAGGCAGCCUGGCGGUUGCUGAAGGGUCCGGAAAGACCUUUGGUGAGCGCCUCGACGAGGCUCGCAUCCUGAGCCUCCUUCCUGGUGCUGCGCUCGUCGUCUACCUGGGGCUGUACUUCGCGCGCAGCGGUUUCAACCUCACCCUCGAUGUCGUCAACUGGACAUUCCUUGCCCUCGGUCUGCUGCUCGCGCGGUCGCUGGGACACUACGUCAAGCUCGUGGGCCAGGCGAGCCGAACGGUCGGCGAGAUCGUUCUCCAGUACCCCUUCUACGCGGGCAUGGCCGGCAUGAUGGCCGGGACCGGCCUGGUCUCGGUGAUCAGUGGCUGGUUCAUCGACUUCGCGAACGCGAACACGCUCAGUUUCCUAGGCUUCGUCUCUGCCGGACUGGUCAACAUCUUCAUCCCCUCCGGCGGUGGCCAGUGGGUCGUCCAAGGCCCUGUCUUCAUCGAUGCCGCGCAGAGCCUGGGUGUUGCCCCGUCGAGGGUGGUUAUGGGCGUCGCCUAUGGCGAGUGGAGCAACAUGAUCCAGCCCUUCUGGACCAUCCCGUUGCUCGCGAUCGCGGGUCUCAAGGUCCGCCAGGUAAUGGGCUACACGUUCGUCGUGUUCGUGGUGUUCUUCUUCGUCUACAGCGCCGGGCUAUUGCUUGCCGGCUCCGGAGCCUGA